Messenger RNA from Adineta ricciae, 261 nucleotides. Lineage: Eukaryota; Metazoa; Rotifera; Eurotatoria; Adinetida; Adinetidae. The record is from the annotation of a GenBank genome assembly.
AUGAACAUCAAUAGUAAGAGCAAUAGUUCAAAAGGUGUGAAUAUUCCGUUUGAUCAAGAUCAUUAUUUAAGUUUUGAAAAUCAACAUCCACAAACUGUAGCACAAGAAUUAGAACGUGCUCAAGAACAAAAAGAAAAGAAAAAGAAGAAGAAAUGUCAUGGAAACCGUAACUUACAACGAUAUCGCCGAAAACUUCGCCAUCGAGGCACGAAUAUAUCGGCUAAUACAGAGUCAUCAGUAGUACAAAAAAAAUUUCAAUGA